GCGACGGCGCUGCUGUGACAUUAUCAGAACGCGCGCCGCCGCUGGCCCCGCCGCCGUCUGCACCGAGUCCCGGCACGGCCAUGUGUCAGGUGGGCGAGGACUACGGGGAGCCCACGUCCGUGGGGCCGCCGCCACCGCCACCGCGACCUGGCUGUGAGCUGAAAUGUGUGAAGUGCAAGGAAGGCCUGCCGGUGGUGGUGAUCCGAGUGGGAGAUGCCUUCUGCAGGAACUGUUUCAAGGCGUUCUAUGUCCACAAGUUCAGAGCUAUGCUUGGGAAGAACCGGCUGAUCUUCCCAGGAGAGAAGGUGCUCCUGGCAUGGUCUGGGGGGCCUUCGUCCAGUUCCAUGGUCUGGCAGGUCCUUGAGGGCCUGAGUCGCGAUUCUGCCAAAAGACUGCGUUUCGUGCCCGGGGUCAUCUACAUUGAUGAGGGAGCAGUCUGUGGACAGAGCCCAGAGGACAGAGCCCAAACCCUGGUCGAAGUGAAGCGGAUCCUGCAGACCGUUGGCUUCCCCUGGCACUUAAUUGCCUUAGAAGAGGUGUUCAGCUUGCCACCGUCCGUGCUGCGCUACUUUGCCCAGGAGCCCACUGGGACCGAGGGGGCCUACAAGGCGGCUGUGGACAGUUUCCUCCAGCAGCAGCACGCACCAGCCCAGGGGGAGGAGCAGCUGACUGAGCCUGGUACCCAGGGCCUCCAGACCCCGGCUGGGCCACCCACAGCUGCCCAGACCGAGGCUCGGCCACCCACAGCUGCCCAGACCGAGGCUCUGUCCAGACUGUUCGACUCAGUGAAGACACUAACAGCCAAGGAGGAGCUUCUGCAGACCCUGCGGACCCACUUGAUCUUGCACGUGGCCCGGACCCACGGCUACUCCAAGGUGAUGACAGGGGACAGCUGCACCCGAUUGGCCAUCAAGCUCAUGACCAGCCUGGCGCUGGGGAGAGGGGCCUUCCUGGCCUGGGACACGGGCUUCUCAGAUGAGCGGCACGGCGAUGUGGUGGUGGUGCGGCCCCUGCGUGACCACACACUAAAGGAGGUCGCCUUCUACAACCGCCUGUUUGGCGUUCCCUCUGUCUUCACGCCGGCCAUAGACACCAAGGCCCCUGAAAAAGCCAGCAUCCACCGGCUGAUGGAAGCCUUCAUGCUCAAGCUGCAGGCCCAGUUCCCCUCCACGGUCAGCACCGUGUACAGGACCAGUGAGAAGCUGCUCAAGGCCCCCAGGGACAGCAGUGCUGGUGUCCCCGCAGGCCCUCGCUGCCUGCUCUGCAUGUGCACACUGGACAUCGACACUGCCGAUAGUGCCACGGCUUUUGGGGCUCAGACCUCGCAUCUCUCCCAGAUGCCGCCCCCCACACCACCAGCCAAGGCGCUCACAGCACCCUGCUGUUCUGCAGGGGAGGGCAGGCCCCAGGGCUGCUGCCAGGUGGCUGGGCCCUGUGGGAGGGAGGACCCCCGAGCCUGCAUCAUUGAGCAGCUGUGUUACGGCUGCCGUGUGAACAUGAAGGACUUGCUCUCUGUUGCAGCCGUCCUUGGACCCCCUGCCACCUUACAUUCGGGCUGAGGCCCAGCUCCGUAGACAAAGGGCCUGGGUCUCGCAGGAGAUCCAGGAGUAUCUCAUUGAGAGCAGUGACGAAGAGGCACACGCCGGUGAGAGCUGAGCUUCAGGACGGACACUUGGGGUCACCCUGCUGGGGCCUCUGCCACGUCAGAGCAGGAC
Molecule: messenger RNA, 1715 nt
Organism: Rhinolophus ferrumequinum (greater horseshoe bat)
Lineage: Eukaryota; Metazoa; Chordata; Mammalia; Chiroptera; Rhinolophidae
Gene: CTU2
Product: cytosolic thiouridylase subunit 2
Exons: 15
Coding region: 81-1559 (492 amino acids)
Biological process (GO): tRNA wobble position uridine thiolation
Cellular component (GO): cytosol
Molecular function (GO): sulfurtransferase activity; tRNA binding
Source: RefSeq, a predicted model, not a curated record